AUAUCCACACUUUCACGCUCAAAAGUCACCUUCUCUUCCUCGUUGCUUCAACCCCUUCUCUCUCUCUCUCUCUCUCUCUCUCGGCGCAGUACAAAGCUUCAGAGACAGGCAACUUGUGGAGCAGCCAAGCCACCAUUAACCUGUCGUCCUCCUGUCUCUUUCUGUAUCUGUCGUCGGGCCUGUCGCAGUCUCACAGGAGCUUCAUUUCAGCUUUCAUGGUUUUGCAGCAGCAGCAGCAGCAGCAACUGCUCAGCUUCUCCUGUGCGGCGCCAAUUUAGCCGCCGGAGAAAUCAGGGAGGAAGAUGGUCUUCAAAGGCAGGUUUUUCUCGUCCAAGAAAUCGGACACCUCGAGCCCAGAUGGAUCCAACAGCCCCCGAUCCUUCGGCUCGAACUCCCCCGUCCGAUCCGACAAGAAGAAGCCCAAAUCCGCCUCCAAGGAUGACAACCCUCCCCCGCCCCGCCAAACCCUAGCCAAGGCUGGCUCCUCCAAGAAGAAGGAGCCGCUGAUCAAGGGCAAGGAACCCGAGAAGUCUAAGAAGCCGGCUACUAACCCGCCUGACGAGAAGGAGGCCGCUUCCUCGGUUUCCCCGAUACUGGCCUCGUCCCUUGGUCUGAAUAGGAUCAAGACUCGGUCUGGCCCAUUGCCCCAGGAGAGCUUUUACGGGUUUCGGGGCGAGAAAGGAUCGGGUUUGGGGGCCAGCAAUCUCUCGAGGGGUAGUGGUGGGAACAAUGGAGGGGAUCGGAGCUCGGGUUCUUCAGGUUCAGGUUCUGCCUCGGGGAGUUGGGGGUCGAAGAAGAAGGAGGGCGGGCUGAGCCAGAGUAGGAUGGGGAUUUCAAGCGACAACUUUGGGGCCGGUUGCGCAAAUUGGGUGGACAAUGGGAGCAAUUCGGAAGGUGUGUCCCCAGGGAGCAUUCCGUCGAGGGACCAGAGUCCUAAUGUGCUCCCGCCAUCGGGAUUGCAGAACGGGGAAACGUCUUCCGGAGCGGGGCGUUUGGAUUCAUCAUGGAACCGUAGUGGAGGCCUGAGAAGUUCUGAUGUUUGUACGCCAGAGGAAUCGGAAUCUCCUCGCUUUCAAGCCAUUCUUCGUUUAACAAGUGCACCGAAGAAGAGGUUGCCUUCCGACAUCAAGAGCUUCUCCCAUGAACUAAACUCUAAGGGCGUACGACCUUUUCCAUUUUGGAAACCUCGAGGCUUGAACAAUCUAGAGGAAAUUCUAGUUGUUAUAAGGGCAAAAUUUGACAAAGCCAAGGAAGAAGUGGACUCUGAGCUUGCCAUCUUCGCAGCCGAUUUGGUUGGAAUUCUCGAGAAGAAUGCAGAUAGUCACCCUGAGUGGCAGGAAACCAUCGAAGAUCUUCUAGUCUUAGCUCGGAGCUGUGCUAUGACUUCACCUGGAGAGUUCUGGCUCCAGUGCGAAGGCAUAGUUCAGGAGCUGGAUGAUCGGCGCCAGGAGCUUCCAGUGGGAACCCUGAAGCAGCUCCACACAAAGAUGCUUUUUAUACUGACAAGAUGUACUAGGUUGUUGCAGUUCCACAAGGAGAGUGGAUUGGCAGAAGAUGAGCAGUUUUUGCAUCUCCGCCAGUCCCGUGUGCUCCACUCCGCAGACAAGCGGAUCCCACCUGGGCCUGCGAGGGGGGAUACGAAGAGCUUCAGUGCUGCUCCAAAGGCCCCUAAAGCAGCUGCAGCUUCGGCAAGAAAAUCUUACAGUCAAGAGCAGCGUGGAAAUUUGUUUACUCCUCCUCCUGCUGUUCUUCCUCCUGCUGAUGACAACUCAAAGGGCAUGGACUCUCCUGGAGCCAGGAAUAGAAUGGCUUCAUGGAAGAAAUUCCCCUCUCCUGGUGGUAAAAGUGUAAAAGAACCCCCUCCUGCUAGAGAGCAAAACGAAGUUAAGGUUGAACCUGUGAAAUUAAUAGUGAACAAGAGAGCUACUUCUGAUGAUGACAUCAUUACUUCCACCAAGCCGACUGAACUACCUUCUACUAGAGAUUCCCAUGAUGAAUCUUCCAAGCACCAGCACAAGGUCUCUUGGGGUUACUGGGGAGACCAGUCAAAUGUUUCUGAAGAAAGCUCAAUAAUCUGUAGGAUUUGUGAGGAGGAGGUUCCGACAUCCCAUGUGGAGGACCACUCCCGAAUUUGUGCUGUGGCUGAUCGGUGUGAUCAGAAGGGUUGGAGCGUAAAUGAGCGGCUUCUCAGGAUUGCUGAGACUCUUGAGAAGAUGAUGGAGUCCUCUCAGAAGGAUAUUCAACAUGUGGGAAGUCCUGAUGUUGCAAAAGUUUCGUACUCAAGUGUGACUGAGGAGUCUGAUGCUCUCUCCCCAAAGUUCAGCGAUUGGUCUAAAAGAGGUUCUGAGGACAUGCUUGAUUGUUUCCCAGAAGUUGAUAACUCGGCUUUAAUGGAGGAUAUGAAGGGCCUGCCUUCCAUGUCUUGCAAGACUCGAUUUGGUAUCAAGUCUGACCAGGGAAUGGCUACUUCGUCUGCUGGGAGUAUGACUCCUAGAUCUCCAAUAUUGACUCCAAGAACAAGUCAGAUAGAUUUGCUUUUAGCAGGAAAGGGUGCUUAUUCAGAGAAUGAAGAUCUUCCACAGAUGAAUGAACUUGCUGACGUUGCUCGAUGUGUUGCAAAUACACCACUGGAGGAUGAGAGGUCCAUUCCAUAUCUACUCUCUUGCCUCGAAGAUCUGAGGGUCGUCAUUGAUCGGCGGAAAUUCAAUGCUCUCACUGUGGAGACAUUUGGUGCACGCAUCGAGAAGUUGAUUCGGGAGAAGUAUUUGCAGCUCUGCGAGAUGGUAGAGGAUGAAAAGGUUGAUAUUUCCAGUACUGUAAUUGAUGAGGAUGCUCCUUUGGAGGAUGAUGUGGUCCGUAGCUUGAGAACAAGUCCUGUACAUCCUUCUAAAGACCGGACCACGAUAGAUGACUUUGAAAUAAUUAAACCAAUUAGUCGUGGUGCCUUUGGACGAGUUUUCUUGGCCAAGAAGCGAACUACCGGGGACCUAUUCGCAAUAAAGGUUCUUAAAAAGGCAGAUAUGAUCAGAAAGAAUGCUGUGGAAAGUAUUUUGGCAGAACGUGAUAUUUUAAUCUCAGUCCGAAACCCUUUUGUGGUUCGUUUCUUCUAUUCUUUCACUUGUCGGGAGAACUUGUAUCUCGUGAUGGAGUAUUUAAAUGGAGGAGACUUGUAUUCUUUGUUGAGAAAUUUGGGCUGCUUAGAUGAAGAUGUUGCCCGUGUAUAUAUAGCAGAAGUUGUGCUUGCUCUCGAGUACUUGCAUUCACUUUGUGUAGUUCAUCGUGAUUUGAAGCCGGAUAAUUUGUUGAUUGCACAUGAUGGCCAUAUCAAGUUGACAGAUUUUGGACUGUCCAAGGUAGGUCUCAUAAACAGCACGGAUGACUUGUCGGGUCCGGCGGUGAGUGGGACUUCAAUGCUAGGGGUUGAUGAACAAGCUCAAUUAUCAGCAUCUGAGGACCAGAAAGAGAGGUGGAAGAAACGCUCUGCUGUAGGCACACCGGACUACUUGGCCCCGGAGAUUCUUCUUGGAACAGGACACGGCUUUACUGCCGAUUGGUGGUCAGUGGGCGUUAUAUUAUUUGAGCUAAUUGUUGGUAUUCCACCCUUUAAUGCUGAGCAUCCACAGACAAUAUUCGAUAACAUUCUCAAUCGUAAUAUACCUUGGCCUCGGGUGCCUGAAGAAAUGAGCCCUGAAGCAAAAGACUUAAUUGAUCGAUUACUUACAGAGGAUCCUUAUCAGAGACUUGGAGCUCAAGGAGCAUGGGAGGUGAAGCAACAUGUGUUCUUCAAGGACAUCAACUGGGACACUUUAGCGAGACAAAAGGCAGCAUUUGUUCCCUCCUCAGAGAGUGUGCUGGACACAAGUUAUUUCACGAGCCGGUACUCGUGGAAUACUCCAGACGACAAUGUCUACCCAGCAAGUGACCUUGAGGACUCCAGUGAUGAUGAUAGCUUAAGUGGAAGCAGUUCCAUGAGCAAUCGCCAAGAAGAAGUGGGCGAUGAUUUUGGGGGUCUUGCGGAGUUCGACUCCAGCUCAUCUGUCAACUACUCAUUUAGCAACUUCUCUUUCAAGAAUCUCUCCCAGCUUGCUUCGAUAAACUACGACUUGCUUUCCAAGGGAUGGAAGGACGAUCACCCAAAGAAUUCCAGCACGUGACUGCUGAACAUUUUCGAGGAUGUUGGGGGCCCAUUCACCUAAUUGAUGUUUGUAUACUUUGUACAUAAACAGGAGAUGGAUCUUCAAACUGAAACUCCGGGGCGCGCUCUUUCCGGCGUGUUGGUUGCUAUCUUCCACGCUGUGGGGGUUUGACGAGAAUCUGUUUUUGUAAGGGAGUCGGGACGAAGAAUUGAUGUUGACCUUUUAAAGUCACAUGAAUCGAUGGCAAGUCGGGACCCUAUGCGCGUGUAUUGUUUUGCAAGUUCUUCCUCCGUAGCAAUGAGAGCACAUCCCCGCUUUUGUGUUCCAUCUGU
Punica granatum (pomegranate) is the source of this 4468-nucleotide messenger RNA. The record is from RefSeq and is a predicted model, not a curated record. Lineage: Eukaryota; Viridiplantae; Streptophyta; Magnoliopsida; Myrtales; Lythraceae.